Molecule: messenger RNA, 1059 nt
Organism: Microthlaspi erraticum
Lineage: Eukaryota; Viridiplantae; Streptophyta; Magnoliopsida; Brassicales; Brassicaceae
Source: the annotation of a GenBank genome assembly
AUGAACAGCACAACGGCAUCAAUCAAUUUCUUGACGGCCGACGAUGAAGCGUCGGCGAUGGAAGCUUUCAUCGGAACAAAUCACUCAACUCUCUGGCCACAAGCACCACCACCUCCUCCUCCUCUACUAUCUCAAUUCAACGAAGAUACUCUCCAGCAACGUCUCCAAGCUCUAAUCGAAUCCGCCGGAGAGAGCUGGACUUACGCGAUUUUCUGGCAGAUCUCACACGAUUUCAAUUCUUCCACUGGAGAGAACACGGUGAUUCUCGGAUGGGGAGACGGAUACUACAAAGGAGAAGAAGACAAAGAGAAAAAGAAGAAGACCUCGAAUCCCGCGGAGCAAGAGCAUCGGAAAAGAGUGAUCCGCGAGCUGAAUUCGUUAAUCUCCGGCGGAAUCGGAGUCUCCGACGAAUCGAACGACGAGGAAGUCACGGAUACCGAGUGGUUCUUCCUGGUUUCGAUGACGCAGAGCUUCGUGAACGGCGUUGGACUUCCCGGAGAAGCUUUCUUAAACUCUCGCGUGAUUUGGUUAUCCGGGUCGGGUGCUUUAGUCGGGUCGGGUUGUGAAAGAGCGGGGCAGGGUCAGAUUUACGGGUUACAGACGAUGGUGUGUAUCGCGGCGCAAAACGGCGUCGUCGAGCUUGGUUCGUCGGAAUUGAUAAGUCACAGCUCAGAUCUGAUGGAUAAAGUCAACAAUCUCUUCAAUUUCAACAACGGCAAUGGCGGCGAAGCGUGCUCUUGGGGGUUUAAUCUGAAUCCUGAUCAAGGAGAGAACGAUCCAGCUCAGUGGAUCAGUGAACCGACGACCACCGGAAUCGAAUCGGGUCAGGUAAUUCCGGCGAUUCACAACAGCAAUUCGAAUUCGAAUUCCAAAUCCGAUUCUCAUCGAAUUUCCAAGCUCGAGAAGAACGAGAGCUCGAUUGAGAACCCUAGACAGAAACAAAACCCACAAACUCCAUCUCCUGUAGAGCGAAAUUUGAAUUUCUCGAGCUCUGUGUUGAAUCAAAAAGGGAUGAAAUCGAACGAAUACCUACUAUUCCGUCUGGUUUUUGGUUCCUAG